Molecule: messenger RNA, 3339 nt
Organism: Podarcis lilfordi (Lilford's wall lizard)
Lineage: Eukaryota; Metazoa; Chordata; Lepidosauria; Squamata; Lacertidae
Source: the annotation of a GenBank genome assembly
GAGAACUUCCAAAGACACCCCUGCACCAUGUAAGAAUUUAUUUGGAUCCUGAUCCUUGGAUUAUUGGUGUUGUUUGUCAUAGAGUUUUGAACAUGUUCCUUUGUCAUUUUGGGGGUGUCUUUAUGAUUUGCAAAGAAUACCCAGUAGAGCAAUUUUAUAUGCAUUGCCAAAACCUAAUAUAAUGCUGCUGACGGGGCCAGAAUACUCUUUGGGGUUUUUUGCUUGGGUUUUUUUCUUUUUCAUUUCAGUCUUUUCUGUUUCUCGAAAGAGUUAGAGGCAGCAUUUAUGGAACCUUUGGCCCUACAAGUGUUGCUGAUCUACAGCUCCCAUCAGCAAGUGUGGCCAGGGGUGAUGGGAUUUGUAGUCCAGCAACAUCUGGUGGGCCAAAGGUUCCCUACACGUGAUAUAUGAUAUCCCCCUUUUAUCCUGUUAGGUAAUUAGGUGGAUGGGGGUUGUGUUAAUCAAAUACACACACUAUACUUUGUGGCUCAGUGGAUAUUUGAACCGGUGCCUUGUCUAUGCUGGCUCUCAGAACAAUACAUUCCUAAGUCAUUGCUUUUUCAAAAAUGCUUUUGAACAGAUGUUACUCCAGCCACGUUUGAAACGCCCGAGGUUCAUCCCGGUGACCCCUCCACAUUGAAUAAACCCAAGCUCCCAGUAAAAACUACAGAGGAAGGUAAGAAAUUCUCAUUUUGCUUGUUUGGGUUGUUCUAUAUGUUGCUGUUUGGUUUCAGGGCUGAGAAGAAUGUGAAACAAUUCCUCCUGGUAUCCCUAGUAUUAAAAAUUGGGGGGGGGGGGUGCAGUUUGGUGAUAUAAGAGCACAUGGUUUACACGCAAAAAGAUCUCAGGUUCAAUCCCUGUCAUCUCUAGUUGUAUUCUGUCGUAGCUUCUGGUAUCCUCAUUGGUGCCUUGUUUAAAGGCAUGGGGAAAUCCAUCAUUUGAAGGACUGAGGCAGGACUUCAAAGUCUUAUCUGUGUUUGCUUCCUCCCCCCUUUCCUAAAGGUGAAACGGAGGAAGAAGAGAGCAAAGAUGCUCUGCCCAGCCUGGACAGCUUCUUGGCAAAACACACCAGCGAGGAUAACGCUUCUUUUGAGCAGAUCAUGGACGUGGCAGAAGAGAAGGAGAGAGCCAGGCAUUCAUGGCUCUACGAUGCAGAAGAGGAAUUUGCCCAGGUGCGGGAAAGAGCUUUGUGUAUCUCCAUUAUUUAAAUAGCUCCAUGUAGGAGACUGAUCUUCCAUUGGUAAGAGAGGUCCACCAACAAAGCCCUCCCUUAAGACUUUUAGAUUGCGUUCUCUUCUGAAAUGAUCACCUAUGGUCCUGAAGCAUAUGCAGCAAACUCACUCUAGCCAAGCAAUCUGGUCAUGGUGAAGUGCUUGGGGCCUGUAGAUGAACCGGCUUGUGCCAUACACACACUCUUGACUUCUAAUGGGAAAAAAUGGGGUUAAGCCAUGUUUCAACACCAACCAUUACACAAAGUAAUAUAGUAAGGCAUGCGUAUCUUGUACCGUAUUUUUCGCUCUAUAAGACGCACUUUUUCCCCUUCAAAAAUUAAGGGGAAAUGUGUGUACGUCUUAUGGAGCGAAUGCAGGCUCCUUGGCUUCAGCGAUAGCAACGCAAAGCCUCCGGAGUGCAGAGGGAGGCUGUGCUCCGGGGGCUUCAGGCAGAUACCCGCAAGCCUUCGGAGUGCAGCGAGAACUCCUGCUGUGCUCCGAAGGCUUGCGGAUAGCCGCCUGAAGCCUGGAGAGCAAGAGGGGUUGCUGGAGAGGCGCUGCACAGUUUUCCUCUCUGCGCAGCACCCCUUCAGCGAAGCGGAAGGAGAAAUGGAAGGGGCUCCAUUUCUCUUGCCGCUUCGCUGAAGGGGCGCUGAGAAGAGAGGGGGAGAAUUUCUCCCCCCCCCCGUUCUCCUCCUCCUAUGGUCCGAUGCGUCCUAUAGAGCGAAAAAUACGGUAAUUAUUAUAAGAUAAUUAUAUACUCCCCAAGUAAAUUGCAGGCCCACUUAAUUUGCACCUUUUCACUCUUAUGUACUACUGUUUGUGCCCAUCACUAAAGAUCUCUGUCAAAUCUGUUUCAGCGGCACCAGGAGCAGCUGGCACUUCCGUCAGCAGAAGAGCAGCAGGCCCUGGCGAAUGGGAAAGCUGGGGUGGAGACAUGGGAGUACAAGGCUAAGAAUUCCCUCAUGUAUUACCCACCAGGUGAGCUCAGUGAUGUUGCAAGAGUCUCCAGCAAAUGGAGACAGCCAAAUGGACCUAUAGCUGUAAGUGUGUGUUUGUAUGUGCACACACACACACGCCAGACAGGAUUCUCUGCAUCUUCUUCCCUGUGUGUCUUCUCAUAUUUCCAUACCUUUUCAGAAUUAAUAAUUUUGUUGGGCCUAAUUGGUCAUUGCUGCCUGAGGUACUCUUUCUGAGUUCUAAUAUUAUGGGUUGGGGGGGGGGGGAUACUGAUUCAUUCCCUGCACCAUUGAGAGAUGAGCAUGGACGUGAAGGGAAGUUUUCUUUCUGCAGUUCUCUUACUGCACAUAACUGUGGCAUUGUGGGAAGUCUUGCUUCUUUUCUCUUGCAUUCUGGGAAGUCUCGCUCAUAAUCUUUUCUCUGCUUCUGCACAAGAGUCUGAGAAUGUUCUGAACAGUUCCCAUUGAAUUCAUGAAACAGUGUAUCCUGACCUGUUCUUAAUGCUUUGCUGACCACAUCUACGGAACGUGAUUGUUGUAUUCCUUCAUGUUAUGUUCUCUCAAUAUCAAUCUUUAGUUAUAAUUUAAUUAGGAGGUUUCAUGCCUGUCUAGUUCUAGCUCCAUUCCUCAUCCUUUGAUCUAUCAAUGAUAAAUGGACAUAUGUUAUUCCCGCCUUGUACCUAUGUUAACCAAUCAGCAACAAGAUGCUUUGUGUUUGUAUCAACCAAUCAGCCACAAGCACACCUGUGGCAAUGUUUGUAAUAUUCAAUAAAAGAGAGUUCCCGGGGCUCACCCCGGAGAGACGCCUCUCAUAUGACACCUGCCACUCGUCUGUCGUGAUUUCAACCCAACAUGGACGUGUAAUUGUGAGAAAACUCAUCCUCUAUUCUUCAAUUUGAGUUUUCAUUCUUGACUUACGGGAGUACAGUUUUCUUUUAAAAUUGCAAAUGGCAAGACUUUUGUUUGCUGCUUUGAUAUCAGGCCUCCGGUCUGUUGCUAAUGUUCUGCCUUUUCCAGGUGUUCCCGAAGAGGAGAAUGUGUUUAAAAAGCCACGGGAAGUUGUCCACAGAAACACCCGCUUCCUGAAGGAUCCGUUCAGCCAAGCCUUGAGCAAAUCCCAGCUCCAACAGGCAGCAGCCCUCAAUGCUCAGGUUAGAGAGCUGAUUUAA